Molecule: messenger RNA, 2809 nt
Organism: Cladocopium goreaui
Lineage: Eukaryota; Dinophyceae; Suessiales; Symbiodiniaceae
Source: the annotation of a GenBank genome assembly
GAGGCAAAGUCAUGGCAGUGCCAGGUGGGUCUAAGUCAGGUGGUUCAAAGAGGUCAGAAGAAAGGAAAGCACGGAAAUAUGCGGAAGAAGGAGUGCGGAUGUACCAGAUGGGCCGAAAUCGCUUUGAGCCGAAACUUCUUCUGCGAGCCAAGGAGCUCUUGGCAGCCUCUGUAGCUCUACACCCAUCGGCGGCUAGCUUCUUCUACUUGGGGAAUACGUUGAACCUACUUGCAAGACCAAAAACAGCUACCCGUGCAUACCUGGAGUGUCUUCGUUUGAACCCUGCCUCUUCUGCUGCCCAUCAGAACGUUGCACAGGUCUUCGAUGACUUGGGCAACCGAACAGCAGCCUUGGCGCACUAUCAGCACUGGGUGGACUUGGAGCCAAGGUCUGCGAAAGCCAAAAAGGGUCUGGCACUGUCAUACUUGUGGGCACAUACGGACCGUCUUCAAGACGGAAGUCGGCUAUGCGAUGAGUUGCUGGUGUUGCUCCUGCCACCUAGUCAGGAGGCCACUGCACAGCAGGAUUUCUGCACUCGUGACAGCUUUGAGGAAUGUGGUGAUCCAAGCAGCUCACACUGGAUGACUCACAUCGAACCGAAAUUUCGAAGGGCGCAGGAAGCUGCUUUUAGAUCUUGGCGUGGAGGGCCUGUGGCCUUGCCUUUCAACAGUAAGGACGCAGUGACAUGGGCCGACUCACCAACCAGGUGUACCCAGGGAGUGGCAGUUCGAGAUCCCCUCCAAGUGGCUGAGAUUCAGGCUGUGCAUGAGCUCUCGACAGGUGGCUCGGUGUAUGGCCAGAGGAUACCUGUGACCUUUGGCGGCCCAUUUUCUUGGGCUGGACAACGAUACAUUGAGCGCAGCGUCCGAUUAUCCACCUUGACUGACGUGAUGAUCAGCGGGAAUGAGGGUGUCGUGACAAAAGGUUGCCAGAUUCUGGUGCCCUACUAUGACAAGCAGGUGCCAUGGCACGAGAACCUUCCACAUCCGGCACAUCCAAAAGAGGAGGUGAAAUGGCUUCCUGUGGCGUUGUGGCUACUGGUGAUGUUUCCAGCGAAUUUCUUCAGCUUUUUGGUCGAUGAGUUGGCGCGAUUGGCCGUGUGGUUAACUGUCAGCAAGCAGCGUGUGCCUCUACUGGCUCGCCUCUUGACCGGGCAUGGUACAGCAGAAACCUUUCAGCUUUCAAAGCUCCAAGGUGCCUGCAGAUCGGGGGUGCGACCGCACUUCAUGGGCCCGGAACGGGUUGCUGAACCACGGUUUCUGGUGCGCGAGCUUCACAUGGUGGAUUGGCAUGAUGCGCCUGAAUCAGCAAAGAGAGAAGAUGUCUUCCUCCUGCCGCCACGCUGGGCGCUCCAAAACUUGCGCAGACUUGCAGUUGGUCAAGCAUUGGGGUUUCAAGAAACAGGAAAUCAAGAAGAAGGAUCUCCAAGAUCUCGAAAUCACACUCUGCUUUGGAUCCAACGCGCAACCGCAACGACUCGGCGAGUGGCCAAUGAAGAAGCCCUGUUGCAUGCCAUGAUGGCAGAGAUGGGGUCAGGUUGGCAGCUGAAGGUCUUUUCGGACAUUCCACCAGCGCCAACUGCUCAUGAGGCUUUGCAUCUCUUCCGCUCUGCAGACCUGGUGGUGGGGCUGUAUCAUGGCAGUGAAAUCCAGAGGGCGUACUAUCAAGUCUUUUUGGAAGUGCUUCCGGCAGGCAAGGAUCUGUCAAACAAGCAAGUGGACGACUUCAUGAAUGAGUUCGACGCAGACAAGAGUGGAACAAUUGGUUUGAAUGAGCUUCAUGCUUUUCUACGCUUUUACGAUUCGUCCUCCAAGACCAUGCGGAGGAAGACGGCACUUUUGGUGAUUGAUGUCCAGAACGACUUCAUUUCUGGUACGCUGGCCGUGCAGACAUCUGAAGGCAUCGUUCCCACCAUUAACCAGAUGCGAGAUCAGUUCGAUUGUGUCGUGAUUUCAUAUGACUGGCAUCCACAUGAGCAUUGCUCAUUCGUUGAGAGUGCCAAUGCCGGGAAAGUGGCAAUGAAAGAAACUGAGAGUGUUGGCAAGCUCAAAGCGUUCACUCAGGUGACCCUGCUGGGUGAUGCAGAUCGCGCAGAACAUCCACAAAUGCUGUAUCCCCGCCAUGCUGUUCAGAACACGUGGGGCGGUGAAUGCCACAAAGAUCUGGUGGUGAAACCCGAAGAUAUGUCCGUGUACAAGGGAAAGAAGGCCAACAUCGAUUCCUAUUCCGCUUUUUUCGACAACUGCAAAGCCAAUGACACUGGCCUGACGAAGCAGCUUGAAGACGCUGGAGUCACCGAUGUCUAUUGUUGUGGCUUGGUCUUCGACAUAUGUGUCAAGUCGUCUGCGCUCCAUGGAGCGGAGAUGGGCUUCCGCGUGUCUGUGAUCGAAGAUGCCUGCAAACCUCUGAGUGAAAGCGAGGUGCUGCCAACGAAGAAAGUCCUGAACGAGGCUGGCGUGAGGGUGCUGACCUCAGCCCAAGCCGUGGCAGAGGUGAAGCAGAUUAAAGCUGCUGGGAAUAUGGCUUUGGGGGACUUCAUUCAACAAGUGGCACAUCACAAAAAUGCGGCCAUGCUUCACAAAGUCGAAGCAUUGUCAUCGCACUGUCUUCGCGGCAGGCCCAGGGUGGCAGAGAUUCGAGGCUUCGCCCUGGACUUCAAAUACAGAUUGGUGCCUGGGCAAGGUGACAGGAUGCAGAACAUGGUGGCGCUGCGGUCGAUCUCUGUUUCUGAGGUGAUGCUUCGCGGGAUUGGAUUGCACCAAUCGGUGAACAUCACCGUGCCCAUCGACGACGUACUCGAAGCCCUCAG